This is a messenger RNA of Closterium sp. Naga37s-1, 795 nucleotides long. NCBI's taxonomy places the organism in Eukaryota, Viridiplantae, Streptophyta, Zygnematophyceae, Desmidiales, Closteriaceae. The record is from the annotation of a GenBank genome assembly.
CUGCUGGCGGGGUCUCUGCUGGCGGGGUCUCUGCUGGCGAGGUCUCUGCUGGCGGGGUCUCUACUGGAGGGGUCUCUGCUGGCGGGGUCUCUGCUGGCGGUGUCCUCUGCUGGCGGGGUCUCUGCUGGCGGGGUCUCUGCAGAUGGGGUCUCUGCUGGCGGGGUCUCUGCUGGCGGGGUGUCUGCUGGCGGGGUCUUUGCGGACGAGGUCUCUGCUGGCAGGGGUCUCUGCUGGCGAGGGUCUCUGCUGGCGGGGUCUCGGCUGGCAGGGGGGUCUCUGCUGGCGAGGUCUCUGCUGGCGGAGUCUCUGCUGGCGGGGUGUCUGCUGGCGGUGUCCUCUGCUGGCGGGGUCUCUGCUGGCGGGGUCUUUGCGGAUGGGGUCUCUGCUGGCGGGGUCUUUGCUGGCUGGGUCUCUGCUGGUGGGGUCUUUGCGGACGAGGUCUCUGCUGGUGGGGGUCUCUGCUGGCGGGGUCUCGGCUGGCAGGGGUCUCUGCUGGCGGGGUCACUGCUGGCGGGGUCUCUGCUGACGGGGGUCUCUGCUGGCGGGGUCUCUGCCGGGGUCUCUGCUAGCGGGGUCUCCGCUGGCGGGGUCUCUGCUGGCGGGUGUCGCUGCUGGUGCGGUUCUCUGCUGGCGGGGUCUCUACUGGCGGUGUCGCUGCUGGCGGGGUCUCUGCUGGCGUUGUCGCUGCUGGCGGUGGCGCUGCUGGCGGGGUCGCUGCUGGCGGUUCCGCAUGUUUGCUUGCUGGCGGGCUUGCGGGUCGCGUACAAUGUGGAGCGUGCAGUGACGGAGGAGUAG